Messenger RNA from Camelina sativa (false flax), 943 nucleotides. Its product is annotated as dirigent protein 18. The record is from RefSeq and is a predicted model, not a curated record. Lineage: Eukaryota; Viridiplantae; Streptophyta; Magnoliopsida; Brassicales; Brassicaceae.
AAUCCUAGAAAAAGCAACAACUUCACUAAUCACUUUCCUCCGUAUUUAUAGACCAAUUGAUCAAAUCUCAAAUCAUUCAAAUAUUUCCUGAAAAACAAAACCAAGAAUCAUUCAAAACAAAUAUCCUCCAAAAUGACCAAACAAUCUCCAUUCUCACUUUCAACAUCAAUCUUUCUCAUAGUUGCUCUCUUUACUGCAACAACUGCACUCAAUCCUGCGCCAGAAGACCCGAUUUUCGAAUUGUACAUGCACGAUAUACUUGGCGGAAGCAGUCCUACAGCAAGACCCAUUACUGGUUUGCUUGGAAACAUCUACAACGGUCAAGUACCGUUUGCUAAGCCUAUCGGUUUCGUUCCGCCAGAAAACAGUGUAGCCAUACCUAAUGCGAACGGCGCUUUGCCCACGGUUAACGGUAUUAACGGUAUUCCGUUAGGUACCGGUUUGUCUGGAACAGCGUUUUCUGGUCAGAAUCUGAACGGGAUUCAGACACAGUUGGGUCCUGAUGGUUUGAGUCUUGGGUUCGGAACGAUCACGGUGAUUGACGACAUAAUCACAUCUGGUCCUGACUUGGAGUCACAGCCACUUGGUAAGGCUCAAGGGGUUUAUGUUGCCAGCUCAGCCGAUGGAAGUACACAGAUGAUGGCUUUCACAGUUAUGCUUGAAGGUGGAGAGUACAAUGAUAAUCUCAAUUUCUAUGGGAUUUAUAGGAUUGGAAGCACCAUGUCACAUCUGUCUGUGACUGGAGGAACCGGUAGGUUUAAGAACGCUUGCGGGUUCGCAGAGGUUAGGCCGUUGAUUCCUGCAGGGCAACACUUUGUUGAUGGAGCAGAGAUGCUGUUGAGGAUCAUUGUCCAUCUUAAAUACUGAGAAUUGUUUUAAAACUUGUGAAUGAAUGUAUGUGAAAUGUUUGAUGCCAUUCGUAAAUUAAGAAUGUUUCCUUCUU